Messenger RNA from Peronospora matthiolae, 1518 nucleotides. NCBI's taxonomy places the organism in Eukaryota, Oomycota, Peronosporomycetes, Peronosporales, Peronosporaceae. The record is from the annotation of a GenBank genome assembly.
AUGGCCUUGAACACGAGCCGCUUCGUUGCAGGCCCCGACUUCUACAACUAUGACAUGUACGGCGGCUUACGUCCUGGCGGCCUCGUCCGUUUCUUUUCCACCGUCUUUGCUGGCCUCGUUGCCGCCACGUUUACGUCAUCAUUCAUCUACAUUGGCGCGCGCUAUGGGCUCUUGCCCAUGGUGAGUCACCAACUUCAACUUAGCGGAAGUCAAACGGAAGCCAUGGACCGACUCGUGGAAGUCCCAACUGCGCUCGCGUUCUUUGUCGGCCUCUAUGCCGAUGCUGUACCCAUCUAUGGCUACCGUCGCAAGUCGUACAUGGUCCUGGGCAUGGCGCUGAGUCUCGUGUGCUUAGCGGUCCUUGGCCUCGGCUGUCUCUUUGCCGAGAGGCUCCAAACGAGCGCCAUUGGCAGCGGCUUUAGCUACGUCAUGAUGCUGCUCAUGGGCGGCGUCACCUUCGGCUCCAUGAUCAACUUUUGUGCCGUCCACACGGCUGUCGUCACGCUCUCGCAGCGCGAAAGCCUCGAAGAACGCGGGGUGUUUCAAGCUGACUACCUGGUAGUCAGAGCAGCCGGCCAGAUCUCCGCGCGCUUGCUCGUUUACGUCAUCCGGCACGUCGUCCAAUCGUACGAGAUCUCGUUGCUCUUGGUCGUGCUCAUUCCGCUCUCGAUCACCACGAUCGUUGUCGUCCUGACCGGGCUCCACGAAGUCCCGGCGUACCGCAAACAGAGUCUCCGCUGCAAAUGCGAGAGCUACUGGAAACUCACCAAGCAGAAAGCCGUGUGGCGCAUCUUGAUCGUCGUCGCGAGCUUUGCUUUCUUUUUGAACUUUGGCUUCCCGGUAGUCACACAAGCCCUCCGCCAAUGGACCCACACGACCGACCGCAAGUCGGCGCUCCUCAGCAGCAGCGUCAGCGACCUCGUUAUGAUCCUCACAGUGCUCGUGUGGCGCUGGAAACUCCGCAACAUGUUGUGGAAACGCUUCUUUGCCUUAGCUCCAGCCAUGACGAUUCUCCCGCAAGUGGCGAUGGCUGUGCUCAUUGUCCCGGCUCUGUGUCGCCAUCCAGCCGUGUAUAUCGUUCUCUCAGGACUCACAGGCGCAGCAUCCGGCGUCAUGGCGCUCUUGCUGCUUGCGCCUGUGACUGAGAUCAUUGAAGAAGGAUCAGAAGGCGGCGUCGUCGGCCUCGCGCUGUCGUUCAAUACAAUUUUCAAGAUCUUUGUCAGCACGUUGCUCACGACGAUCGAGCGCGCGUCGUCGUUCCCAUCCAGUGACACCGACAAUGACACGACGUCGUAUCGAUGGUCCAUCACGAUCUUGAAGCUCAUCACGUGGUGCGUCAAUAGCUUCGCGUUCGUCUUCAUCUUCAUUUUGCCGCUUCAGAAACUCGACGCCCAGCUCGUCCGGAUGUACGGAGGCUUUACAGACAACGCUGGCGCGCUCACGGCGACGGCGUUCCUCACGUCGCUCGCCUACUGCGUCGCGUACAACAUUUAUAUCUUCAGCGAGGCUAUCAAUUGA